This is a messenger RNA of Aspergillus sclerotioniger CBS 115572, 1189 nucleotides long. RefSeq names its product DNA-directed RNA polymerase core subunit RPB5. Bases 54 to 761 code for a protein of 235 amino acids. Gene Ontology annotation, cellular component: RNA polymerase I complex; RNA polymerase III complex; RNA polymerase II, core complex. Gene Ontology annotation, biological process: DNA-templated transcription. Lineage: Eukaryota; Fungi; Ascomycota; Eurotiomycetes; Eurotiales; Aspergillaceae. The record is from RefSeq and is a predicted model, not a curated record. Gene Ontology annotation, molecular function: DNA binding; DNA-directed RNA polymerase activity. The transcript has 3 exons.
CUUUUUCCUUUUUCAAGUCUCGCGCCGCAGUGUGCCCCCCCCCCCCGAUAAACAUGGACGAAGACUACUCUGCAGGCUCGGUGGACGCCGACCGCGAGAUGACCAGACUCUGGCGCACAUGGAGGACAGUCUUCGAGAUGCUGUUGGACCGAGGCUACGAGGUCACGGAAGAAGAAGUCCAAAUGCCUCUUGCCGUCUUCAAGAGAAAUUAUUCCGACCCUCUUGGAUACCCCGACCGCAACAAGAUGAAAGUCAGCGCCCGCCCCACGGAAGCCAUGCAAGCGAAAUACACUCCCUUGCCGAGCAAAUCCAACCCGGACCCCCAGCCCGACUGCGGCACCAUCUACGUUGAAUUCUGCCCGGACGCGACCGGCGUCGGUACCAAGCAAGUGCGUACGUUCAACCACUUCGUCGACGAGAACAACUUCCACACCGGCAUUUUCAUCACCCAGACUCCCAUCUCGCCGUCCGCCGUGCGCCUGCUGAGCAGCAUGCCCGGCCGCAUCUGCGAGCACUUCCAGGAGCAGGAUCUGCUUGUCAACAUCACCCGCCACGAACUGGUCCCGAAACACGUCCUACUGAGCCCCGAUGAGAAGGCCCGUCUGUUGGAGCGCUACCGUCUCAAGGAAUCGCAAUUGCCCCGUAUACAGGUCUCCGAUCCCGUGGCUAGAUACUUGGGUCUGCGCAGAGGCCAGGUCGUGAAGAUUAUUCGGAAGAGUGAGACGGCUGGUCGCUAUGCCAGUUAUCGGUGGGUCAUAUAAUCGACCGAGGGAGCUUGGUUGUCAAUUCUGCUGGUGGUAUUCUUGCUAUCGAAGAGAAGCGUGUGCGUUAUGUCCUGGUCUCUGGCUUAGCCAAAAGAUCGGGGCAUUCGCGGAAGCGUCUUCAAAGAGGGCGGGAAGAAAGAGAGCGGGAGUUCACAGAAAGGAAUCGCGUGGAAAAGAACAAGGAAAAGAGGAGGCGGAUUUGAAAGAAAGGAAAAAAGAAAAACUUGUCUAAUUACAGGCAUCGGGCAGCAUGGCGUAAUGGCGAAAAAUCUCGAUGUGUUUCUACACAGCUGGUGUAUGUAUGUGUGUCUUUUGUCUUCCGGUUGGCUAGGUGCUUUCACCUCCAAUAUUUAUCUACUAACUCAUACAAUGGCUGUAUAAGAGUGAAUGAACCCAAUUUCUGUAUUGCUCUGUGUUCUUGUGCC